CUCGUACUCAUCUUUUUUUUUUCUGAUACACUCCAGCAGUUUUUCUGACUGACUUGUUUUUCUAAUGACCUCCCUGACACAGAAAAGCAGCUACAAUGAGUGCAUUGUCCAGGAUAACCUACAUGUCAAGCCUGACUUGCCAGCAACUGCCUGCCAGGGAACCCACAACCAAUCAAGUUAGUGUGUAUGCUGUUCAGAAAAAAAAGAGGAAAUUAAAAAGAGGGGAGCUAUAUAAAUAAAGUUAUAUUUUUACUUAAGAUCAAACAAAUAACUAAUGCAUCAUUCAUUUCCCUUGUGUACAGCUUCCACACAGACUGUCAUCAAUUUCAUCAAUACGUGCGUUCCUGUACUUAUUGACGGAGGGGGUUAACUUCUGUUAACAUUUGUCUAAUUUGAUACAAGGAGGGCUUGGGGAACACCCCACUCCCCCUGACCCACCGCCCUUUUCUUUCCCUCCCUUUAAUUAUCACUGCAGAACCAGGGCUCCUGGACUUCUCGGUGUCUGACUUUUAGAGAAAACAGAGCCAUUCACGUGUUGCUUACAGACAGAAAUAUACGUGAAGACGUGCAUCCAAAACCUUCUGAUUGAUACAGCGCCUUAAAGUUGGACCUUUUACACUUGUUGCCAGACAAAGCAUAGCGGAUAUAUUCUAGGCACACUAAAUGAGGAUUAUCAUUAAGGAAAUUCUUUACUCUUUGCUGAUGGAAGUGAGAUGAAAAAAAGGACUUCUUAAAGCUAACUAGAUGCACUAAACGCUGAUUUGCUGAUUUCUUGUUGAAACGUAACAUUUCUCCAGAUCACAACUCUUCUACAGGACCCAAUCUGUGCCACUUGCUCGUUUGUUCUUACUCUUGUUUCGGUGUUGCGGAAGAGGACAAAACUUUCUCAGGUUCAAGAAGGAAGGUAUUCAUUACAGGUUAUUUUUGAAUUGGACAACUAUUUUUGGAGAACUCUGGCUGCAGGUCAGUGCGUGGUACCCUAAAAACAACAUGGGGAUUGUCUUUUGGAUGUUUUCUCUUCUGGCUCUUCCAGUACUUCAGUCUGCCAAGAUCCUGACUGUCUGUCUAAUUGGUGAGUAAAGGAGCUCUUAUUGUGAAUGGACUCUCUAAUAGCUGUAGUAGAGGUGUAACUCUAAGUCUGGUAAGUAGAAAAAAAAGUUAUAGAAAUGUCUUGUUAAAAGACUUGGUGAAGGAAAGACACUAUUAGAGUUUGUAAGAAUUAUUAUAGUUUGUUGUAAAUAAAAAGCGCUACGCUUGGAUGAAAAAGUCAUUUCUCUGUGAUUUUUUCUUCUCUCCUCUCUGCUAGGAGGAAGCCACUACUUGUUAUUAGAUGAAAUUUCUCAUAACUUACAUCAGCAUGGCCAUGAGGUCCGCAUGCUCUUGCAACUUGGCAACCCUGUCAUUACAGGUUUCUCCUAUGUCGGCCGGGCAGACAGUUACCAAACCAGCACCUGGUCCUUAGGAGAAGAAUAUAUCAAAGAAUAUAACGGCUGGUUCCUGCAGCAACAAACACAGUUUUUUCUUGGAAGGGAUACUUUUAAUAACUUUCUAAACUUCAUGGGCCACCUGUCCUAUCAGUGCGACAAGCUUUUAGAGGACAAAGAGAUAAUACCUUUCUUAAAGAAGGAACGCUACGACAUCGCCAUCCUUGAUGCUUUUAAUCCCUGUUCCUUCAUCCUGGCACGCAAACUUGGUGUCAACUACAUAGCUUUCUAUCCUGGCACUAUAAACGGUCCUCUGUCCAUUGCUCUCCCAAGUCCAGUCUCCUACAUCCCAGUCUUUAGCUCCCAGCUGUCUGACCACAUGAGCCUCUGGGGUCGCACAAAAAACCUCUUUUAUUCAUUCUUGGCCCCCUUGGGUCAGGCAUGUGUAUGGGCAACAUUUAAGGAAGUAGCUGAGCGCCACCUUGAGUCAGGCUCACCCCCUGGUGGUCUGGAGGAGUUACAUCAGGGAGCUGAACUCUGGGCCUUCAACACUGACUUUUCAUUAGAAUUCCCGCAGCCACUUAUGCCCUACACUGUUCUGGUGGGAGGUCUGCUGAAUAAACCUGCGAAGCCUCCAGAACAGGAUCUUGAGUUGUGGAUCUCCAGUUUUGGAGAGUCAGGUUUUAUUGUCGUCACACUGGGAUCAAUGGUCUCUUCAGUAUCUGUGGACCUUCUACUGGAGGAGCUGGUAGCUGGCUUCUCCAGGAUCCCACAGGGGGUUCUCUGGAGGUACGACCAAAAACGAUGGCCAUCUCAGCUGGACAGACCUCCCAACCUCAGGCUGGUGGACUGGCUGCCUCUUAAUGACCUGCUGGGACACAAAAAAACACUUCUGUUUAUCACCCAUGGUGGACAGAACAGCCUGCUCCAGGCAGUGUACCAUGCUGUUCCAGUGCUGGCAAUCCCUCUGUUUGGGGACCAGUUUGAUAAUGUUGUGAGGGCUGAAACAAAGGGACUUGGCCUCGCCAUCAACCCCACAUACGUCACCAGAGAGCUGCUCAGCACCACUAUUUGCACAUUAAUACAGGACAAAGGGUUCAAGUCUUCAGCUUUGACCCUUAGCAGGAUCCACAAAUCCCAUCCGGUCCCUCCAGCUCUUCGACUGGUCCAGUGGGUGGAGCACAUCCUGCACACUGGAGGGGGAAAACAUCUAAGGCCAGCAUCCCUAGAGCAACAAUGGUACCAGAGAUACCAGUUUGACUUGAUGCUCCUUCUCUCUUUGGGGCUUCUUGGACCUGUAGUGCUCUGCUGGACUUUGUGUAGGAACAAGAACAUCAGGGAUGAACACAAAAAGACGAAGUAGCAACACUAAACACUUCCUCUUCACUUCAGCUCAGAUCCAUAACUCAGUUCUUUGAAACUUGUUCUUCUUGGGCUUCUUGUUUUCUUUACCACUAAUAUGAUAGAAAAUAAAAAGCUGCAGAAAUACAACUUUUAAAAGUUUUUUUUCAGAAAAGUCUCUGCAUCUGUCACAAGCAAAGCUGCAAAGUAAUACAAAGCAGAAUUAAACAUUAAAAGGUC
Molecule: messenger RNA, 3005 nt
Organism: Labrus bergylta (ballan wrasse)
Lineage: Eukaryota; Metazoa; Chordata; Actinopteri; Labriformes; Labridae
Source: RefSeq, a predicted model, not a curated record